This is a messenger RNA of Mus caroli (Ryukyu mouse), 4302 nucleotides long. RefSeq names its product gamma-secretase subunit APH-1B. Gene Ontology annotation, cellular component: membrane. The record is from RefSeq and is a predicted model, not a curated record. Gene Ontology annotation, biological process: protein processing; positive regulation of catalytic activity. NCBI's taxonomy places the organism in Eukaryota, Metazoa, Chordata, Mammalia, Rodentia, Muridae.
GCAGCUCAGGCCCCAGCUCCCGAGCCCUGCCUUGUUCCGUGUGACUAGAGGACCUCGAAGUCCUGCAUGCCAAGCCUGGCCCUGCGGUCCACUCUGACAGGCUAUGGAACUCUUCCAGGCCUGGCCUCCCGGAGCUCCCGUUGCCUUUUUGACUAGGGCACCGAAGGCUCCGCCUCUCGAGCCCUGUCCCGCCCUCGGCAUCUCCAGACCCCGCCUCACGGGCUCCGCCUCGUCCACUGCUCUGACGGAGCACGGGAGCCUCGCCACCCAGCCCCGCCCCGUAUCCAGGACCGGCUGUCCACUGGGCACUGCAGGGCCCUCGGGUCCCCGCGACUGGCUCCCGGGGUCGUCAUGACGGCUGCCGUGUUCUUUGGUUGCGCCUUCAUCGCCUUCGGGCCCGCGCUCGCUCUUUACGUCUUCACCAUCGCCACCGACCCUUUGCGAGUCAUCUUCCUCAUCGCCGGUGCUUUCUUCUGGUUGGUGUCUCUCCUGCUGUCAUCCGUUUUUUGGUUCCUAGUGGGAGUCAUUACUGACAACAGAGAUGGACCAGUACAGAAUUACCUGCUCAUCUUCGGAGUGUUGCUCUCUGUCUGUAUCCAAGAGCUGUUCAGGCUCGCAUAUUAUAAGCUGUUAAAAAAAGCCAGUGAGGGUUUGAAAAGCAUAAACCCUGAGGAGACAGCACCCUCGAUGCGACUGUUGGCCUAUGUUUCUGGCUUGGGCUUUGGAAUCAUGAGUGGAGUGUUUUCCUUUGUGAACACCCUGUCUAACUCCUUGGGGCCAGGCACAGUGGGCAUUCAUGGUGAUUCUCCUCAGUUCUUCCUUAAUUCAGCUUUCAUGACACUGGUCAUCAUAAUGCUGCACGUGUUCUGGGGCGUUGUGUUCUUUGAUGGCUGUGAGAAGAAUAAGUGGUACAUCCUCCUNACGGUUCUCCUGACACAUCUGGUGGUGUCCACCCAGACUUUUCUAAGUUCUUAUUAUGAAUUGAAUCUGGUAACCGCAUAUAUAAUCAUGGUGCUCAUGGGCAUCUGGGCAUUUUAUGUUGCUGGAGGCAGCUGCCGAAGCCUGAAACUCUGCCUGCUCUGCCAAGACAAGGACUUUCUUCUUUACAACCAACGCUCCAGAUAACCUCUGACCGUCANCACCUCCAAACAGCAGCCUGUGUCUUUAGAGGAAGCACAACUGGGCCCUGUUCUAAAAAGANCCCUUUCUUUUGGAACUUGGAAGCCACAGAACUGUCUAGCCUGGAACUGUCCUGUGCUUUCAUGCAGCAGCCUCUGGAAGAGCUGCAGUGUAGCCUGCAGCCUGGCUGCACAUUUGAAGCAUCUGGGAAACAAGGACUGAUGCUUCUGGGCUUCUCCAGACUUGAUAAUCCUGGAUGUGCAAGACAGCUGAGAGUCACUAGGGUCUAAUGGGACGUUCCAGAGAACACCCAAAAGCUGUUCAGUAUUGGUCUUCUAAGCCAACUUCAGCUGAGCAAGUAAAUAUCUGAAUGUGGUAACCAGGGUAGCCCUUGUCUUUUUAUNUACUNNUGUCACAGACCCCAGGGCUGUUCUGUCUGUGGAUNGNUUUGCUAGCCUUCACCAGCAUCAUAGGCUGUGCCUUUAAAUGCAGUAACCUACACUGACAUUAUAACUUAGCCAAGGUAAGGUCCAUGUAUAACCUGUAUUUUUCUCAUUAUUUUAUCAAUUUUAAGUUUUUCUUCCUCAGGCACUAGAUUAUUUAUUUGAGUAUAAAUCCAGGCUCUUUAGGAUUAAUUAUAUGCUGACUUCCUUGGGAGAGUCUAAAAUUAUAUGCUGAAUUCCUUGGAAGAAAUUGGCAGUGCAAUUUCUAUGGAUUCCGUAAGUUUAUUCAUUAUAAAAUACUAACAGCCACAUAGAUUCCUCAGUUUUAAGCUGCUGUGUGUGCUGUCUGAAACUGGCUUGUCAAGGGAAAGCUCACCAUUUUUAUCUCUGAGAAGCCGGGCAGGGAGAUGAAUGAUGGACCUUUGGGAGAUCUUCUCUGGACUUUGUGAGAGUGUAGCUAAACCACAAAGUAGUGUGACAUUGACACUUCUCAUUUGCUACUGUGACACCAAACAAUGCCAUCACCCUAAUGGUACAGGGUAAAGUUGGAGAUAGACAUUAAGCUGCCAGGUUUCAAGCUGGCAUGUAACUUUUCAUCUUCAGCAGUUUGCCUGGGUUCUGGUUACUGUGAGACAAACAGCAUUCCCUUUACAGGACUACCCAAGGGCUUUGUUAGUCUUCCAGAUAAGGCCUCUGGCUUCCUCUGUAAGAGGAAAUGCUACUGCAUUGGGAGUCUUCUGUGGAGACUGUUCCCAACUUAGAGUGUAAAGUAGAAAUGACCUCUUCAUGGAAGUGAUGCCUUGGUGAACCCACCACACAUGUGCACUGUCUAUAAGAACCAGGGGCAGCAGUGAGAGGGCUUGGCAGUGACACUGAAGAUGAUUUACCCAGGAACUAAACCUUAAUUGAUGAACUUCCACCAUGCUUAAAAUAUUUGAGUGUCUAUGUAGAGAUGCAAAACUUAUAAAGCUUCUAGCAAGAAUAUAGAUUACGUGAGAAACCACUGUUUCUCCUUAAAGGUUACUUCAGCUCUAAAUCAUGUUUGUGCCUCUGCUGGAGUUCAUUGGUUUGUAUCUUCAUAUAAGAUUUCCCCUGGAGUAGAAGGACAAAGACAUAGAAAUCAAACAACAAACUUCACUUUACAAAGCCAAGAACAAGAAGAUGCCCACAGGGCUGGGAUGUGUUCCUCCCUGAGCAUGGUCACGACUGCUGUCUUAUACACCUUGCAUGGAGAUAUUUCGAUAAAAUGUUUGCUUGUCUGAGGCAUGGAGAACCUGAGAAUUUGACUGUUAUUAUAUUUGAGCUCUAAGCAAAUUCUCUAAGAUACCAUGAUAUUAGAAAUGAGGCUAUUAUACAAUCUCAAUUAAUAAAAAACUCAGAUGAAUGGCUGGGAAGAUGGCUCACUGGCUAAGCACACAUACUGCUCUUUCAGAGGACCCAAGUUCAGUUCCAAGAACCCCCUUUGAGCAGCUCACAACCACUUCUAACUACAGCUCUAGGAGAUCCAAUCCAUCUGGCCUUCAACUGCGACUGUAUUCAUAUGCCCACACAGGCAGGACCAUACAUAUUCAACAACAGAACCAAUGCACAUGAGGAGGAGAUUUGCCUAGUGAAACUUAGUUGAAUUAUUGAAUAGUCCUUAUUUGCCUGUGGUUGUUCUUAUACUAUGAGUGUUGCUGUGUAGCUCAGGCAGAGCUGUUUCAAUAGCCUGCUUUGCACCUUACCUAGAAAGCCUGAGGGAGGUGGAGUCUUACACAUACACAUUGAAGUGCUGCUCUUAUUAAUAAUUGAAAAGGAGUAGCCUGGAUGUUGUAUGCUGUAUUUCACACAGGUUUUCUGUGAAGAGAGAGAAAAUGCACAUAAAAUUGACCUUGGGAUUUUGAAUAUUGUUUUAGUGCUUGAGUAACAGAGAUUUAUUGACCAUGUGAAUAGCCGGGAUAGAUUCAGUUACGGUUUAAUAUAAGCCACAUUUAUCCUUAGUUUGUUUGAACCAGUGCUCUUCACUGGAGGUGUGUGCCAGCUGUCUGUUCUUUCACUUGCCGGACUAGCAGUGUAGCAGUAGUGACAUCUUCAGAACAUCCUGAUGAAAUGUGCUCAAAGGAAGUGAGGACAAUGUCUUCAGACUGCUCAGAAGAUAGCUUUUGUUCCCAGUAAACAUAAGUACUGUGAGAGAGGUUUUUUCUCUCCCUAGUUCUUGUUUCAUUAGCUUCAGCCCUGUGUCAAAACAGGUGUUAACAGUAGUUGUGAACACUGAAGCCUUGCUGGGGCUUAUAGGCAUGUGCCACCAUGCCUAGCUAAAGGAUCUCAUUAUGAUUACAAUAUUUAUCUUUUUGUUUAAUAAUAGGCUUUACUUUAGUCCUUUCUAAUGUUUAGAGGAAAUGGACACUAUCUCUCUGUAUCAUCUAUAACAUUUUUACAUGUUAAACCUUUAUGACCCGUAUGACCUGUAGCAGCAGACCUUCCAGGCCUGUGUUUUCCCAAUGGACAGCAAAAACAGUAUUUAACAUUUCAUUCUCUAGAUAUCCCUCAUUUGGAGUAGACCAUCUUUCAAUAUCUGUUAGUAUAGUUGUUGCCUUGUUUGAAACUUGGCUGUACAUUCUGUUGUUUGUUACUGAUUAGUUAUGAGGCUUUCAAAGUGAAGCUCAUUAGCUAACGUACAACCCACAAAGCAUGGAUCAUUUCUCUGUAUUCAGAAUCAAUUUGGCAUAAAGAUGUUCCUUGUGGCUUCUUAAUCCAAGUA